Vicia faba (fava bean) is the source of this 459-nucleotide messenger RNA. Lineage: Eukaryota; Viridiplantae; Streptophyta; Magnoliopsida; Fabales; Fabaceae. The record is from the annotation of a GenBank genome assembly.
AUGUUCGCUAAGAAGCUUACAACUGUUAACCCCUUCGCGAAGAAACGAUCGCAACACGUCGUCGUUUCAUCGACGGCAAACGCGAAUGCAAAGAAGCUAUGGAGGCUUCCGCACGUCUUCGCCAGAAUGCUCGAGCUUCCCUUUCCUUCAGACGCCGACGUUUCGAUCGAAGAAACACCGCAGUUUUUCCGAUUCGUUGCUUCAUGCAACAAGACGAAUAUUUUCAAUUCCGUUGGUGUGCGUGCUCACGCAAUCGAGAUUCUUCCGGGGAUAACUAAAAUUGUGAUAAAGAGAUUUGACGGUGGUGAUGUAGUGGUGGAUGGUAAGCAGGAGAGACGGUCUUCUUUUAGUGUUGAUUUAUGGCGGUUUCGGCUUCCGCCUUGCACGCAGCCGGAGAGAGUUACCGCCGUUUGCAUCGGUGGGAAGUUGGUAGUGACGGUUCCCAAAACCAAAGCGUAG